Molecule: messenger RNA, 694 nt
Organism: Eurytemora carolleeae
Lineage: Eukaryota; Metazoa; Arthropoda; Copepoda; Calanoida; Temoridae
Product: putative U5 small nuclear ribonucleoprotein 200 kDa helicase
Exons: 5
Coding region: 402-689 (95 amino acids)
Source: RefSeq, a predicted model, not a curated record
UUUUGAAGUGAUAAAUUGAUUUCUGAAGAGAUUAUUUGAUAUCCUUUCAUCCUUUCCAUAUAUGAGAUCCGGAUCCAGAUCCAGGUCACGAACAUAUCUUUAGCAUUUCAGGUGUAAACAGUUAAAUCUAUACAAACUAGUUUUCUCUCACGGAUCUCAUCUUGUAUCUAUAGCGUUGUCAACUCCCGGACGGAUCUUACAGGAAGCAGAAGAAAGGAUAUGAAGAGGUGUAUGUCCCUGCUCUUAAACCUGAACCGUUUGGUGCUGACAAGCAAUUGAGAGGCUACCAGCAUCACCCAGCCCGCCUUCGAGGGAUUUAAGGCUCUUAUUAAAAUACAGUCCAGGCGCUACAAAGCCUGUAUAGAGUCUGACGAGAACCUGCUGUUUUGGCGCUGCUGACAAUGCUCCAUGAGAUCGGGAAGCAUGUGAACAAGGAUGGGAGCAUCAACGCAGAUAAUUUUAAUAUUAUCUAUAUUGCGCCUAUGCGGUCUCUAGUACUGGAGAUGACAGGAAACUUCGGGAAACGUCUGGCAAAAUAUAACAUUACGGUUUCUGAACUGACAGAGAAUAAUCAGUUGACCAAGGAGCAGACUGCAAAGGGGAGGGGGGAAGAACCUACACUCAACUCGUCAAACUCAUCAUCUUUGACGAAAUCCAUCUUAUUCAUGACGAGCGUGGUCCUGUAUUGAAGACU